Molecule: messenger RNA, 462 nt
Organism: Mesorhabditis spiculigera
Lineage: Eukaryota; Metazoa; Nematoda; Chromadorea; Rhabditida; Rhabditidae
Source: the annotation of a GenBank genome assembly
AUGUUCGACUUGGCCGCCAUCCCGGGCAACGCGGAUGACCCGGGCAAGAGCACGCGUUUCUGGGGGCCGAUGACUCAAAAAUCGGUGCGCAACCAGCUGGAACCGGGCGACUUUGCCUUCUUCUACCCGCUGCCCGACGACGACGAGAGUGAGGGUCCCCCACUGGCCGUGCUCCUCAACUGCGCCUACUUGUCGUCGAAGAACCGAUUCCACGUGUUUCCGGUGAGCAGCGGGCGCCAGGGCUGGCGUGUCGAAAUCGGGGAGCGGCUGAUGCCCGUCUUCUCCACCCUAUCCCAGCUCAUCCGCCACCACGAGAUCCACAGCUACCUCUGCCUCGAGACGCGCGUCCUCGAGAAUUUCCCGGUGUUCGCGUCGUCGCGCGGAAGCGCCGAGGUCACGAACCCGGUGAGCAGCAGCGACUCGUCGUCGCUGAGCGAUACCCGCCCCUCGAAGAAGAACCAC